Messenger RNA from Equus quagga, 1496 nucleotides. RefSeq names its product synuclein alpha (gene SNCA). Gene Ontology annotation, cellular component: axon terminus; neuronal cell body; cytoplasm. The coding region runs from base 140 to 562 and encodes 140 amino acids. Gene Ontology annotation, biological process: synapse organization; chemical synaptic transmission; regulation of dopamine secretion. The transcript has 6 exons. Lineage: Eukaryota; Metazoa; Chordata; Mammalia; Perissodactyla; Equidae. The record is from RefSeq and is a predicted model, not a curated record. Gene Ontology annotation, molecular function: cuprous ion binding.
CGCUCCUUAGUCUCCCUCUACCUAUUUAAAUAAUAAUUAGGAAAUUGUUUAAAAUUUUUUUUAAAGGGGUGGGGGAGAAAUCGGAGUUCUGAGGAGCAGAGGGACUCGGUGUGGUGUGGUGUAAAGGAAUUCAUUAGCCAUGGAUGUGUUCAUGAAGGGACUUUCAAAGGCCAAGGAGGGAGUUGUGGCUGCUGCUGAAAAAACCAAACAGGGUGUGGCAGAAGCAGCAGGAAAGACCAAAGAGGGCGUUCUCUAUGUAGGCUCCAAAACCAAGGAAGGCGUGGUUCACGGUGUGACAACAGUGGCUGAGAAGACCAAAGAGCAAGUGACGAACGUUGGAGAGGCGGUAGUGACAGGGGUGACAGCAGUAGCGCAGAAGACAGUGGAGGGAGCAGAGAGCAUUGCAGCUGCCACUGGCUUUGGCAAAAAGGACCAUUUGGGCAAGAGUGAAGAAGGAGCCGCACAGGAAGGAAUUCUGGAAGAUAUGCCUGUGGAUCCUGACAAUGAGGCUUAUGAAAUGCCUUCUGAGGAAGGGUAUCAAGACUAUGAACCCGAAGCCUAAGAAAUAUCUUUGCUCCCACUUCCCUGAGAUCUGCUGACAGAUGUUCCAUCCUGUACGAGUGCUCAGUUCCAACAUGCCCAGUCAUGACAUGCUCCCAAAGUUUCUACAGUGUAUUCUGAACUCUUCCAUCAGCAGUGAUUGAAGUGUCUGUACCUGCCCCCACUCAGCAUUUCGGUGCUUCCCUCCCACUGAAGUGAAUAUAUGGUAGCAGGGUCCUUGUGCGCUGUGUGGAUAUUGUGGCUUCAAAUCUAAAAUAUUAAAACAAAUUUAAAACACCUAAGUGACUACCACUUAUUUCUAAAUCUUCACUAUUUUUUUGUUGCUGUUGUUAAGAAAUUGUGAUUUACUCUCAUAUGUGAGAUUUCUAGGUGUCUUUUAAUGAUUCUAAGAAGAAUGAUGUGUUGUGAAAUUUGUUAAUAUAUACAAUGCUUAAACACAUGUGAGCAUGAACUAUGCACCUAUAAAUAUUAACUAGGAAAUUUUACUGUUUUGUGAUGUGUUUUAUUAACUUGUAUUUGUAUAUAAAUGGUGAAAAUUAAAAUGUGAUCUCAUGACAAAAACCCUAUUUUUUAAUCCCAUCUCACUUUAAUAAUAAAAUCAUGUUUAUAAGCAACAUGAAAUGAGAACUGACACAAUUAACUUAAAUAUAAAGUUCUUGACAGCCAUUUGAAAGAGGAGGAAUUUUAGAGGCGUUAAACAUGUGGGAUGGAACAUUAACCCUUUGCUCUGGGAAUUCCCUGAAGCAACAGUGCCCAGAGUAUAUUUUGAGGCACACUGGGGCCUGUAGAGGCUACUGAAAAAGUGGGUGCCAUGGGAUGCUGAGUAUAAGAAAUGAUUUUGACUACAUCUCCUUUACAUAUUCAUAAGACACAUUAGCACAUUAAAGGCUCUGAGGGAACCUGGUUAAAUUUGUUUAACCCAGAAUUCCCAGAAU